AUGCGCCGCUGCCGCCUCGCGAGGAACGUGGCGGCGUUCUACGAAUUCGUCGACAACAAUUUUCUCAACAACAAGCGCCCUCCGGUGCCGGGCGGGGCCUGGCCGCUCGAGAGCCUUCGCGGGAAGAGCCUCGCGGACCUGCAGCAGAUUUGGUUUCUGCUGCUGAAGGAGCGCAACAUGCUGCACUCCACGCGGGAGCACUACCUGCGCCACCAGGAGGAGCUCGGCGCGAUGCCGGCCCCCUCGCGGCUCAAGAUGGUGCAGGAGUCGAUGCAAAACAUCAAGCGCGUCGUGAAGGAGCGUGACGCGGCGGCGACGGCGGAGGCCGUCGCGAUCUUCCAGGAGCGGCUGGAGCGCGGCAUCUACCGCUACCCGCCCGGGCCCCCGCCCCCGCCGGGCGCCCACGACCCCACCGUCGUCGUCAAGGUGACACUCAGCCGCCGCGUCGAGGCGGACCGGCUGCGGGAACUCUUCGGGCGCUACGACGUCUUCGAGCCCCACAAGGGGAUCGCCCGGGUGGAGCUGCGGCUGCCCGAUGAGGUGCUGCGGCGCAAGGAGGAGGCGGAGCAGCUGUGGACGCAGUACAUGGCGGAGAAGAGUGACGUACGGGCGUACCACCAGUGGUCGGCCGCGCCCAGCGCGUACGACUACGCCAGCGUGGAACUGGCCCCGGGCGUGUUUGCCAACGACGCCGUCGCCGAGGCGUCCGCCCGCAACGCCGCAAAAGACGCGGACGGUGGUGGGAAUGAUUCGAGCAGCGGCAGGGAGGUGGAUGCGGCUGACGACGGGGCGGUGGUGGCGGCGCGCCUACCCGUGCCGGCGAGCAAGCAGCGUCCGCCGCCGCCGAAGAACCCGCUGGCGCGGCUGAAGGAGGAGCGCCGCUCGUACCUCGCGCGCACCGUCAUCCAGCUUGGGUACUUCCCGAACAUCACGCUGCAGCCGCCACGCUACACGCGCGCGGAGGAGGUGCCGCGGCCGACGCACCCGGACGAGAUUGAGGGGCCGUGGGAGGCGUACAUCACAUACGACCGACGCGACGGCCUCGAGUAUGCGCAGUCGCUCGGCAUCACGAGCAUCGACGGGGCGGAGGUGAUGGCGGUGGUGGAGCACAAGCGGGAGCCGCAGCCAUACGCCAAGGUGGACCCCGUCUUCCUCGAGGCGCUGCGACGCGAGAAGGCGCGGGAGGAGACGCUGAUGAAGUGGCCGCACGUCCCCGAGUGGAAGUACGAGUACAGCGAGUACACGCGGAAGCACCUGGAUGAGAUUGUGCGGUACAACUACAGCAACGUCGUCGACUACGUGGACCGUGAGGUGCUCCUCACCGGACGUUCGGUGUGGGAGUGCCCAAUCGAUAUUGACUACUCCUGCGGCGGCGCCAAGUCCGUGCCGCCGCACGCAAAGAAGCCGCUGCGCUACAUGGACGCCGGCAUUGCCGAGGUGGGCGUCACAGACAUUUAA
Messenger RNA from Trypanosoma conorhini, 1458 nucleotides. RefSeq lists its product as uncharacterized. Gene Ontology annotation, biological process: mitochondrial translation. The coding region runs from base 1 to 1458 and encodes 485 amino acids. NCBI's taxonomy places the organism in Eukaryota, Euglenozoa, Kinetoplastea, Trypanosomatida, Trypanosomatidae. Gene Ontology annotation, cellular component: mitochondrial large ribosomal subunit; mitochondrial ribosome. The record is from RefSeq and is a predicted model, not a curated record. Gene Ontology annotation, molecular function: structural constituent of ribosome. The transcript has a single exon.